AUGGGAAGGGCCCAUCCCUGCCACAGACCCUUUGCUCUGGUUUUGACCUUCUCUAACUGUCCCCCCCCAGCCAGUGCAGUGAAGCUGAACAAGCAGCAGACAGACAUUGCAGUGAACUGGGCAGGAGGCCUCCACCACGCCAAGAAGUCGGAGGCUUCUGGCUUCUGUUACGUCAACGACAUCGUCCUGGCCAUCCUGGAGCUCCUGAAGUAUCACCAGAGGGUGCUGUACAUCGACAUCGACAUUCACCACGGGGACGGGGUGGAGGAGGCCUUUUACACCACGGACCGUGUCAUGACCGUGUCCUUCCAUAAGUACGGGGAGUACUUCCCAGGAACAGGGGACCUGCGGGACAUUGGUGCAGGCAAAGGCAAGUACUACGCUGUGAACUAUCCCCUCCGGGACGGCAUCGACGACGAGUCCUAUGAAGCCAUAUUCAAGCCUGUGAUCUCCAAAGUCAUGGAGACAUUCCAGCCGAGUGCUGUUGUCCUGCAGUGCGGAUCAGAUUCCCUCUCCGGGGACAGGCUGGGCUGCUUCAACCUCACCAUCAAAGGUCAUGCCAAGUGUGUGGAGUUUGUGAAAAGUUUUAACUUGCCCAUGCUGAUGCUGGGAGGGGGCGGCUACACCAUCAGGAACGUGGCCAGGUGCUGGACCUAUGAGACUGCUGUGGCUUUGGACACCGAAAUUCCCAAUGAGCUUCCAUACAAUGACUACUUCGAGUACUUCGGGCCAGACUUCAAGCUCCACAUCAGCCCCUCGAACAUGACCAACCAGAACACCAACGAGUACCUCGAGAAGAUCAAGCAGCGUCUCUUUGAGAACCUGCGCAUGCUCCCGCACGCCCCCGGGGUGCAGAUGCAGCCCAUCCCCGAGGAUGCUGUUCAGGAGGACAGUGGAGAUGAAGAGGAAGAUGACCCCGAGAAACGCAUUUCAAUCCGCAAUUCCAACAAGAGAAUAUCCUGUGAUGAGGAAUUCUCUGACUCUGAGGAUGAAGGGGAAGGAGGGCGCAAAAACGUCGCCAACUUUAAGAAAGCCAAGCGUGUGAAGGCAGAGGAGGAAAAGGAGGAAGAGGAGAAAAAAGAUGAGAAGGAAGAGGAAAAAGUGAAAGAGGAGAAAGCAGAACCCAAAGGGGCGAAGGAAGAGCCAAAAUCCACCUGAGCUGGACGGGCCUGUCCGUGCGUAGUUUGUCGUAGGUUUUUAGCUCCCGGGUUGCCUCCUAUUCCACAGGAUUUAUAUUUUAUAUAUGUUUCUGUAUAUAUUUCUAUAUAAUUGUAUAAAUGACUUGAGGACUGUAAAUUAUUCCUUGCUGCACUCCUCACUGGGAGCAGAGGGGAGGAUUCUGCGGAGCAGCCAGACCUGCACUGCCCAGAUUUGGUGACUGGGAAGUUUUCACUCUUGCCUUCCACUGCCUCCUUAGUGUGUCUGUAAACAAAACAAACAAACAAACAAACAAAAAAAAAUCACUUCCUUUACUCUCUCCUCUGAAAUAACCUUGGAAAAGAAUAAUUUAAGUAGAAGUAGUAUCUGCAUUUCAGGUUAGGUGGAAAGAUGGCCAUGAAUUCUUUUUGUUUGGUUCUUUUAUUCUUCUUCUUUUUUUUUUUUUCUUUUUUUUUUUGGUGGUGUUUUAUGGGAGAAUCCGAGUUCCCAAAUGAAGCCUGUGAGAGACUAUUCCUUUGGUCUUCAGUUUGAUUCCACUGUGGCAAGUUAACUGCAAGCUGGUGCCACUUCUCAGGGUCAAAUAGUGCAGUUCUUGAAUAGAGUUGGUUCCUCCCUGCAGCAAACUCGUGGAAAGAGAUGAAGCAGCUUAAAAACUACCUGAAAAGUGAUUUUUUUUAAUUUUUUUUUUUUUUUUAAGUGAAUCAGCCCCAGAGCCCAGAUCUGGAAAAUGAAAACCACCCGUGUGUGGUGGCUCAGUUUUCCGAGAUGUGGCAGAUCCAGGGAGUGUGGCAGCACCUCGAGGAAGGGAAGGGAUGGAGCUUUUAUACCUGGUUUUUUCUAUACCUGUGCCCCUCUUUGUGGGGGGGAAAGUGAGUUACUGCCCCUUUGGCUUUGUUUUUCCUGCUUUUCUGCCCUUGGCUCCCAGAACUGAUCCGCGUCCUGGGCUGAAACCACUGCAGAAAUCCCCAAUCCCUCUCCAGCCCAGCCCCCAGCCUGGCUGAGAAUUUAGUUGAUGUGUUGUCACUGACUGAAAUACUAUUUUUUUUUUCUUUUUUUUUUCCGACCUGAAGUUACAAACGUUUUCAAAUUGAAUUUUCCUCCCAAGGCCAGUAAAUACGAAGAACCUUUUUUUUUAUCUGUUGCCUUCCUGAGGGAACAGCAGAUGGGGCUCUGAACGCUCUUUACAGCUCCUUUUUCCUCCUCCCACACAUUAUCUCACCCCCCGAAGGUCUUUUGUGACCGGCUCUGCCCCUUUCUUUAGCAUCUCCUUUUGUACAGCUGAUCCUUAGCCGAGCUUUCGGGGGAGAAGUUUGGUUUUCAGGCAGUCCCGACUCGCUGCUCUCCUUCCUCAGGGGGAUUCCUCCGGCCCUCAGGGGAGGAUCUGGAACCUCCCCCGGGAGCGCUGCCGAGGGUUUCAACUCUAAUAAUGCUGCUAAAAACUUCACACAGGUUAUUUUUUCAAAGGGUUUAUUUUUUUAAAACGCUUCUUUCCUCCCCUCUCCCCUCCCUUCCCGUUUUCCACCGUGAGUUUUUUAGUCUCUUUUGGAUCCGGGUGUCACUCCUGCUCUUCAGUGUUUGUAUGUGAAGCCAGAGAAGAAGAGAUCAGUGUAACUUUGUGUCUGGGGGGGGAGGGAGGGGAGGGGAAGGGAGGGGAAAUAUAUUGUGGUUUUUUAAAGAUGCGUUUAUUUUGAAUUUUGAGAAUCUUUUUAAUAAAAACUGGUACAUUUCUAUGGUUGGUGUGAGUCUGGCCUGCUUUCUACUCAGAGGGGACACUCCAGUGGGUGGGGGGGGUCAGUUCAUUUUCAGAGCCACAGCUGGAUGUAAUGUAGAUCCCAACAAAAAAUUCCAGGUGUAACAAUAUUUGGGAAGAGAGGUGAAUGUUUAAUCCCAUCCACCAAAAUGUUUUGUUUAGAAUCUACUCGG
This is a messenger RNA of Corapipo altera (White-ruffed manakin), 3081 nucleotides long. RefSeq names its product histone deacetylase 1 (gene HDAC1). The record is from RefSeq and is a predicted model, not a curated record. Bases 1 to 1158 code for a protein of 385 amino acids. The transcript has 10 exons. Gene Ontology annotation, molecular function: histone deacetylase activity. Lineage: Eukaryota; Metazoa; Chordata; Aves; Passeriformes; Pipridae.